UCUGCAGUGUGUUGCGUGACUCUUCCGUAACAAGCACACAGCAACGAGUAAACAGUGUCAUGUAUAAAGUGUAGGGAUCCUUACUCUACAGUUAAACAUACCUCUUGAACUUGCUUUGACGACAACCAAAGAAAAAUCACAAAAUGAAGAUUUUAUACCUGUGUGUCUUGGCAGCUUGUGCAUGGAUGUCCGAGUCAAUCGUACGGUAAGAUACACAGCAAUACUGAGCUCAAGGUUGUCCAUACGGAUAUCACAGUCACUCAGUUGGGAAUAUAUGUGUUAGUUUCUUCAGAAAAGAGUAGUGGAUUUAUUUACAUAUGAUUUCAAACUUGACAUUGUCUAAAUGCUGCUGUAAUUAUAUAUCAAUUAUGCUGUGUUAUAAGGAGAUUACUGCAGAUGAGGGUGAAAUUAUACUGGUUUACAAUGUGGGGUUGUGGGUUUAAUUCCCACUGAGGACCAGUAUGAAAAGUAUGAUGGUGAAUGCACUCAUUUAUGUGCAUCUGUUCAAUGAAUUAAAUAUACUAACAAGACUGGAGAGCUUUUCAGUUCAUGCAUUUUUAAGGGAGCCUUGACAAAGUUCCUAGCGGCACUGAAUAACUUCUGUGUUUGUUUCUAAUAUAGUAUUCCCCUAACAAAGUUCAAGUCCUUCAGAGAAACUAUGUUUGACCAAGAAAGGGAUAUAAAUUACCUUCUUGAUUCCCACUACGACACCUUUGAUGAUGAUGGUGCCACUGGGCGCAGCAAAGUGAUCCUGAAGAACUAUGAUGAUGCUCAGUUCUACGGAGAUAUUGGUCUGGGAAGCCCACCUCAAAUUCUCCGGGUGUCUUUUGACACUGGAUCCAAUUAUCUCUGGGUGCCUUCAAAAAAAUGCUCCAUCACUGAAGUCUCAUGUUUGAUUCACCGGAAAUACAAUGAAACAAUGUCCAGCACUUACAUCAAGAAUGGAAAACAAUUCUCAGUGUACUAUGGAAUGGGAAAUGUUGCUGGCUAUCUCAGUCAGGAUACAUGCAGUAUUGGAAGUAUAUCCAUAAAAGGUCAGGUGUUUGGUGAGGCUGUCAAGAUGAAUGGUGCAAACUUCGUUGGUGCUAAGUUUGAUGGGGUUUUGGGAAUGUCUUACCCAACCGAUGUUGGCAUGACACCUGUCUUUGACAACAUAAUGAAAGAAAAGCUGUUGGAGAACAAUGUUUUCUCCUUCUACCUGAACCACAAGAUCUCUCCAAACCAGCUUGGGGGACAGCUGGUGUUGGGAGGGACUGACCCUGCCUAUUACACUGGGGACUUCCACUAUGUUAAUGUGACCAGAAAGGAACUGUGGAACAUCCAUGUGGACAGGGUUAGCGUCAGAGAUGUCACACUGUGUACAAGUGGCUGUGAAGCGGCUGUGGACACUGGCACCUCCCUGAUCUUGGGCCCCACCAAUGAGAUCAGUGCUCUGCAGAGGGCUGUUGGAGCUGUGCCCUGGAGCGGUGGAAAGUAUGUGGUUGCUUGUGAGAAAGUAUCAUCCCUUCCCAUGGUCUCCUUCACCAUCAGUGGAAAGGUCUACCCUCUGACUGGAGAACAGUACAUUCUUAGGUGGACUAGUAAGGGCAAGAAGAUCUGCCUUUUGGGAUUUCUCGCCACAAGCAUCACCGAGUGGAUUUUGGGAGAUGUCUUCAUUGCUGCUUACUACACCGUGUUUGACCGGGACAGCGAUAGGGUGGGAUUUGCCAAAGCCAUAUAGAUGCAGUUUACUGUCACCUGCAGAAAUUUGCAGGUGAGAUGAGCAAAAUGACUGUUUAAAAUAAAGAAUAGAAAUACUGGGCUAUAAUAUAGAAUCAGGGGUUUAGAAUUACGGGGGAUAGGGGUUCAUGGCCAUAAUACAAUUUGCUCAGAGAAAUAUAAUUUGUGUCUAAAGAUUUUGCACCUUCACGCUCCCGUUGCAAUGAUUACAUCCUUUUGACUUUUUUGUAAAGAUUUAUGAAAUUGGGUGUGGUUGUCUACUUAAAGAGGAAGUGGUGAAAUGUGCCCAGAGGCCCUGCCUCCUUUGAUUUUGUUUGUCAUUAUCCCAGGUAUCACUGACAUUGCACGUCAUAGCACGUAUAAAAUGGCUGGAAAUUAUGGUUACAGAUACAACUUUUCUUUUAACCCUAUGACCAAAUGUAUAGUAUUGAAUGGAAUUUGCUGUAAAUCUUUUUUUACCUCUGCUUUGGUACAAUUGAUAAUCCACCAAAAAAAUCAAUCAAUGGUUCAUUCAGACAUGCUCAACCAAAGUCAUAGGUGAACUAAUUUCCUGUGCUAUUCUUUUUAUCUCACGCGAGUGGUGUUCUGAUUAUGAGCGUUGUCCCUGAAGAAUCUUUGAUAAAAUGGAUCCCUGGCCCCAAAACAUUUAAGAAGAUCUUAGAGUAUGUGAGCACCUUUUCAGAUAAGACGGGUGAAAAUAAUUAUUUCUGAAAAAGACUACAGUACCUGACUUUACAAGCUGUUAACAUGUUGAAUCUUGAUGUUGACGCUUGUUAGAAGGGGUAUUGUUAGAAGUAAUCUGGUUUCUAUCCAACUCAGGCCUGUUAGUAGCUACACGAGGAAGCGUUGCUCAUUUAAUAUCACCUUGAAUUGCCCAUCUGAUAUGAGCUCUUGAAACAGUGGCCUUGCAAUUAUUCAUUUGAAUUUUAUUGAAAUACAGGUCUCACAAUCACAUGCUGACAUACUGAUCAUAUCUGAAUCCUGGUUUUGUGUCUCUGUCCUAGACUCAGGAAUUGCCAUGUAUGUUAAAUGCAACGUGGAUGUAACUGUUUCCAUCUCAACCUCUGUCCCAAAACAGUUUGCUUAGUUCUGAAAGUGGUCCUUGGUCAUAAUGCACUAUGAACGCUAGCGGGAGUUUAUGGCCCACCCUCAGCUCCGGUAUCUGCUCUAUGCAAAUUGUUUGAGUUAAUGUAUAGUUAUGCUAACUCUGAAUUAGUGAUUAUCUGAGAUCUCAAUCUGCACUGGCUAAUGCUGGCAUUGCUUAAUCUGAAAGACAUUUGUAUCAAACUAAAUCUUAAUAAAAAAAAUACACCUCACAAAUAUACACUGCAUGCACAAGUAUUAGGCAAGUGAG
Molecule: messenger RNA, 3073 nt
Organism: Esox lucius (northern pike)
Lineage: Eukaryota; Metazoa; Chordata; Actinopteri; Esociformes; Esocidae
Product: cathepsin D
Exons: 8
Coding region: 659-1720 (353 amino acids)
Biological process (GO): proteolysis
Molecular function (GO): aspartic-type endopeptidase activity
Source: RefSeq, a predicted model, not a curated record